This is a messenger RNA of Westerdykella ornata, 1239 nucleotides long. RefSeq lists its product as uncharacterized. Bases 1 to 1230 code for a protein of 409 amino acids. Lineage: Eukaryota; Fungi; Ascomycota; Dothideomycetes; Pleosporales; Sporormiaceae. The record is from RefSeq and is a predicted model, not a curated record. The transcript has 2 exons.
AUGCCUCCAAAACGGCGCAAAACCACGAAGUCCAAGCCCAAGAAGCCUGCACCUCCCCCGCCAGGCUCCUUUGAGGAGCUCAUUUUCGAUCUAGAGUACCAGCUCAGUCUUGUCAAAGGGUUAGAGACAAACGAAGACUUUGCUUUCAAAAAGCAGGAGAAUGAUGUGAAGACAAGAAAAGCGCUCAACGAAUGGGCCCAAAAAACACUGUCGCUGACCGCGCCCGCUCCUGCACCUGAAACACACUCGAGCCGAUCAGCUCUGGAGGGAGAAGGUCUUUUAACGCUGAGGAAGCUGUGUGCAGCAGCAGAAAGUGCACUGACAAAGCUAAGAGACUCUCUGGACCUGUCGGACCCUUCACUCAUAUCAACAGCCCUCAAAGCGGCAUUCGACGCCAUCGAGCCGCUCAUAACGGCAGUUGAGAAGCAAAUCGUGGAACCUCGAUUACAGUUCCUCACAAAGCGCGAACAAUGGAAGCCGCGACAGCACACCAUCUUGGAUAACAGGCUCCCGGGGUUUGACUGGGACAGUGCCAUAAACCGCCAGCUUAAUGAUGCGGCGUCCGACGCUCCGUUAAGCCCUCCUCCGCCACUGCCAGGCGACAGCGACACCGAAUCCACCCAUCACGGCAUCAAUAAUUUCGAAGCCGAGCAAGAUGGCGAACGUAUGAAUGCAGCAGUCGAAGGACUCAACGACUCUAUCGAAGGAAUUCAACCGUUGGAGAAUGAGGGGAUUGAGCCUAUAGACACUGAACAGCCGGAGAUUGAGCGGCUGGAGCCCAUGGACACUGGAAUGACGGGACGGGAUAUGGAAGCCAGAGGAGAAGCCUCAGCAGCCAAACACGCUACCGGAGGAACGGAAACAUCAAACAAUGAGCCGCUAAAACCCGUGAACACCGUCGUGGCGGAGCAGGACAUGGCAGCCAAAGAAGAGGCCUUCAAAGAAAGAGAACGGAAUCUCCAGGAACAGCUAGACAAGGAACGCCAGCGCCUAAGGAAAGAGUUUGAGGAACGCGAGGCGACAAUACUUCAAGCGGCUCAGAAACGGGAAGAGGAGAGGCUGCAACAGGAAGAGGAGCGGCGUCGACAGGAAGAAGAGAAGCGCCAGGAACUAGAGGAGAAGGUUCGGAAACACGACGCGGAUAUGGAGGCGAUGCGCCAACAGAUGAGAGCCAUGAGCGCCAUGAUGGAGCUGUUGGGGCAAAAUCGAGGGGUUCAGGGACCCCAGUAGCUUCGAUUG